AUGGCGCUCCACGUUGCAGAGCAUGAGCCAUUGCUGGUGGAGACGACUGAUAGCGAGGCUGUCGUUGCCUUUGGCGCUCACGACAAAGACGAUCCGCGCAACUGGAGCACGACACGAAAAUGGCUCAUGGUCGGCGCCAUCAUUCCGAUAGAUUUGAGCGUUUCUUGGGGUGCGUCCGGCUUCUCGCCUGCAGCGUCGGAUUUCGCCCGCGACAUGCAAGUGUCACCACAAGUAGCCACACUGGGUCUCAGCAUGUACAUCCUAGGUCUUGCAUUUGGCCCCAUGAGCCUAGCUCCGCUUUCGGAAUACUUUGGACGACGACCAGUAUACGUUGUAUCAUACGCAGUCUUCCUAUGUAUGCUCCUCGGUACUACAUUUGUCGAGAGUUUGGGAGGCUUCUUAGCGUUGCGAGUCCUAUCUGGCUACUUCUCAUCGGUUACAAUAAGCAACUUUGGAGGCACAAUAGCUGACCUCUUCCACCAUCACGACACCGGUCCAGCAAUGUCUUGGUUCCUUUGGGCUGCGACAGGUGGUUCGCCGACUGGCUUCGUACUCUUCUCAGUCAUUGCACAGGGAAGGUCUUGGCACUCGGUCUUCCGCAUCAUGUUCUACAUCUGCCUGUCUUUCUGGGUCAUCCUUGUUGUGGCUCUCUAUGCCCUCGGUGAGACUCGACACAGCGUGUUGCUUGCUCGGAGAGCCAAAGUGGCACGCAAGACUACUAGAAAUGACAACGUUGAUGUACCGGACGAACUAAAGCAGAAGAAUCCUACACAAGUUUUUGGUUCAACGCUAGUGCGACCGUUCCGCUUCCUUGCUACAGAAGCUAUCGUGCAGUUCGGAGCGCUGUGGAAUGGGUAUCUCUAUGGGGCAUCCUUUUUGUUCAACGGCGUCUUUCACCUCAUUUUCGGACCCGAUGGAUACGGAUACGACACUGUCGGUAUUGGUUUCGCGUUCUUGGGUAUCGUUUUCGGCGUCACCGCGGGCCUGGCUACCAACAUCUACCAAGAGCGCUAUUAUCAACGUCAGGUCGCCCUUGCCGGCCAUCGCGAUGUACCCGAGGCUCGCGUCCAUCACGCAAGAGCGGCUGCCAUCGUGCUUCCUAUCUCCCUUCUCGUGUUCUCUUUCACGGCCAAACCCUCAAUCCACCCACUCGUCUCCAUCAUAGCCAGUGCCUUCUGGGGCUGGUCUUUUUACACGCUUAUCUUGAUGACGUUGACAUAUACCGAGGAUGCGUACAAGACGUACUCAGCUUCUGCGUUGGCGGGUAUCGGCCUGGUACGCAAUAUCGCAGGCGCUGGUUUUCCCCUGCUUGGCCGGCUGCUGUUCAUCCACGUAGGGACCAAGAUUGCUUGCAUUAUAUUAGCCGGCGUGUCGCUUUUCAUGGCGCCGAUUCCUUUCAUACUAGCAAAGCACGGAGAAGCGUUGCGUCGACGAAGUCCCUGGGCUGCUGCUCAUGAAGACGAGGAUGAGGAUGCCGCAGAAGCCUGA
Molecule: messenger RNA, 1488 nt
Organism: Paraphaeosphaeria sporulosa
Lineage: Eukaryota; Fungi; Ascomycota; Dothideomycetes; Pleosporales; Didymosphaeriaceae
Product: polyamine transporter
Exons: 2
Coding region: 1-1488 (495 amino acids)
Biological process (GO): transmembrane transport
Cellular component (GO): membrane
Molecular function (GO): transmembrane transporter activity
Source: RefSeq, a predicted model, not a curated record